AUGCCCAGCUUCUUCCAGUUCACGCAGGGCUCCGAGUCGCGCGUCCGCCCAAACGACUCGACUCCGCUUCUAGGCCGGUUCCGCGCCGUGCCCCCGCGCCCGGGCGUUGUACCGCGGCGGCCCAGCCAGCUCGGCCUCUUAUCGAGCACCGCCGCCUUUGACGGCCGCGGCAGCGUCCACAUUCUCGGCUACGGCGCCGUCCCCAGUAGUGCUGUCGCCGCAGAGCUCGCGCACAUCGAUGACGCCGGGAGCACCACCAGCAGCGACGGGCUCGAGGAUGAGAGGACCGCGUGGGAGCGCGCCUGGCAGCGGUGGGUGCUGGAUAUCUGGGUCGACCCGAGGCAAUCGGCCGUGAAGAGGGUCGUGGACAAGUGGUGGAGCAGAUAUGGGUUUCUGGUCUUGAUGCCGGCCUUGUUGGCCGUGGCUUGGUGUUCUAUACCCUUCCCGCAAUACUCCCUUCGACGAGAUCACGACUAUGACGACGAUGACGAUCUGCCUCACGAACCCAAGGCGCCUGGUCACGGAGCAGCGCGAGUCCAGGUCAACUUUUGGUUCUUCCUCUUCGUCUACUAUGGCUUCUACAACCUCACCGCCCUCAUCUGGAUCACAAAGGUCUUUAACCUCUACAGUCUCAACUGGUGGCCGCAAUCUCUCGGCUUCCCACUCACCGUCUUUCUCAUCGCCAUUCUGUCCAUCGCCCUACCCAUACCGAUAUAUAUGAACAGUGCGACCCGCUUCCUCACCGUUCACAACACGGCAUGGAUCUCGUGGACCUUCAUCAUUAUGGCCAUGCCCGUCGCCAUCGCCUUUCUCAUCCUCACCACCAACGAGCGCCACAUUGGCCUCCGCCAUUCACUCUCCGAGACACAGCGCAUCUUUACUACGUCCUGGUGGACCGGAGAACCGGAGUCAUUGUCGGGCAGGGACCGCCGGCGCCGUAAUGUCUCCGCCGACCUGUUCGACACGGACAUGCUCCGGGUCGAGCCGGAGCUGCGACCGCAAGGCGUUAGGAUGCGUCGACUCUGGCUGCCGGCGAGCUUUGUACGAUUUCUGUGGUUCUGCGUGGCCUUGUUCAUUGGCUUGAUGGCUUACGUGAUUGGAGAGGCGUAUGCUGAGAUCUACCUGCGGACUCUUCCACAUAACAACUUGGAGACAGUUGUCUAUGUCUAUGGCUGGGUCGCGACAGUGCAUCUCCUUGACGCAUUGACGGGUUGGGUGUUGGGCAUCCGUGAGGGCGAGCGUGUAGGGAGCUAUCCCCUCAGCUGGGUCUUUAAACUAUACUUUAUGUUGACCUAUCAGACAUACGUCCGCUCUCUCUAUGCACGCCUGCGUUCGCCAACCCAGUUCGUCAUCCUCCAGGUCCUCUCAUCGACAAGCCUGGUGGUUAUCACUCCCAUCAUGAUGACCUCUUUGAUGCACAAGAUUCUCUGUAUCUUGGGCCUUAACGGGCAAAGCUACGGAUCUUACCAAAAGCUCCAGGCUCGCAACGUCUUCAUCCGCUUCCUGGCCGAGAAUGUGUCCAUGGCUACGUUCCUAGGCAGCAUCCUUGUGCUGCACUUUGGCGCUAACAAGGACGUCUACCCAUACUUUGCCUUUGACACCGAGGGUGAGCCUUACAACUUCAACGUCACCUUUUACGCCUCUACGGUGACGUGGGCAUGCGAGCUGGUGGCGAGUAUCGUUGUGCGGGGUCUUAUCCGUGUCUUCUUCCACAUCGACGUCGGCUUAGAGGGGAAGCUAGACCUUGCCGUCUGGCCGGAGCUGAUGCCGACGUGCGUCGCGGUCAUGCUGCACGUGUUGCAGAACAUGCUCUUCUCCAUCAUUCGAUUGCAGUUCCGCUGA
This is a messenger RNA of Fusarium keratoplasticum, 1842 nucleotides long. RefSeq lists its product as uncharacterized. The coding region runs from base 1 to 1842 and encodes 613 amino acids. The transcript is spliced from 3 exons. The record is from RefSeq and is a predicted model, not a curated record. NCBI's taxonomy places the organism in Eukaryota, Fungi, Ascomycota, Sordariomycetes, Hypocreales, Nectriaceae.